UUCUUUCCUUCUUUCACCAAGCUUCCAUGCAUCCGGGCGAGCCGCCCAACUUGAUCGGAGUCAAGUGGCCGAGUCGCCGCUAUAAAUUUCGGCAGCCACCAAAACAUAGCCGCCAUGCGCCGCGUCCACAGCUCGAUCGCUAGCCCUACUCGCUAGCUAGAUCGGCGGCCAUGGUGAACGGCUACUUGUUCCGGGAGUACAUCGGCGCGCAGUUCACCGGCGUGCGCUUCUCCGACGUGCCCGUCAACCCGGGCCUCAGCUUCCACUUCAUCCUCGCCUUCGCCAUCGACUACUUCAUGGCGACGCAGUCCUCCAAGCCGGCGCCAGCCAACGGCGUGUUCGCCCCGUACUGGGACACGGCCAACCUGUCCCCGGCCGCCGUCGCCGCGGCCAAGGCGGCGCACCCCAACCUCAGCGUCAUCCUCGCCCUCGGCGGCGACACCGUCCAGAACACCGGCGUCAACGCCACGUUCGCGCCGACGUCGUCCGUCGACGCGUGGGUGCGCAACGCCGCCGACUCCGUCUCCGGCCUCAUCGACGCCUACGGCCUCGACGGCGUCGACGUCGACUACGAGCACUUCGCCGCCGGCGUGGACACGUUCGUGGAGUGCAUCGGUCGCCUCCUCACCGAGCUCAAGGCGCGGCACCCGAACAUCGCCACCUCCAUCGCGCCGUUCGAGCACCCCGUGGUGCAGCGCUACUACCAGCCGCUGUGGCGGCGCUACGCCGGCGUGAUCGACUACGUCAACUUCCAGUUCUACGGCUACGGCGCCAACACCGACGUGGCGACGUACGUGAUGUUCUACGACGAGCAGGCGGCGAACUACCCCGGCAGCAAGCUGCUCGCCAGCUUCAAGACCGGGAACGUCACCGGGCUGCUCUCGCCGGAGCAGGGGAUCGCCGGCGCGAAGGAGUUGCAGCGGCAGGGGAAGCUGCCGGGGUUGUUCAUCUGGUCAGCGGAUAGCUCCAUGGUCAGCAGCUACAAGUUUGAGUACGAGACCAAGGCUCAGGAGAUCGUCGCCAACCACUGAUCGUCCAUCGAACGGUCGUGAUAAUACUUAUGAAAUAAGAGCAAAUAAAUUGCGAAAUAAUGGUCGUAUUAUAUAUCGAGCGUCAUUAUGCACGACUUACGUGCUAAAUAAGAAAUGGACUUAUGUGCCGAUUGGUAAUCGGCGAUAUAUGGAUGUCAGAUUUUCAAACCGGCACCUAGUAAACGGUGUCGGUUUAGAAACAGGUACCUUUAUAAGAUUCCUAGGAUGAAAAAAAAGGAGGCUCGUUGCAUCGGUUCA
Messenger RNA from Oryza sativa Japonica Group (Japanese rice), 1289 nucleotides. Its product is annotated as chitinase 1. Gene Ontology annotation, biological process: carbohydrate metabolic process. The record is from RefSeq and is a predicted model, not a curated record. Lineage: Eukaryota; Viridiplantae; Streptophyta; Magnoliopsida; Poales; Poaceae. Gene Ontology annotation, molecular function: hydrolase activity, hydrolyzing O-glycosyl compounds.